UGAACUUGAGGAGCCAGUCUGAGGCCUAGGCGCAGUCGCAUUGAGCUUCAGCAGCCGGUGAUGGCGGCCGCAGCCGUGGAGUCUGCGGCGGGUCCGGGCCCAUGAGGCGACGACGGAGGCGGGACGGCUUUUACCCAGCGCCUGACUUCCGACACAGGGAAGCUGAGGACAUGGCAGGAGUGUUUGACAUAGACCUGGACCAGCCAGAGGAUGCAGGCUCUGAGGAUGAGCUGGAGGAGGGGGAAGCGCUCAGCUGUUAGAAGUGACAGCUGAAAACUUCUGUCGGGAGUAGCACUGCUGUGACAGCCACCAGGAGUUUUAUUUCGGGAGCAAGGGGGCUCUGCUGCAUCUUCCAGGAGUCAGUUAAAUGAAAGCAUGGACCAUGGGGGAGUUGGACCAUAUGAACUUGGCAUGGAACAUUGUGAGAAGUUUGAAAUCUCAGAAACUAGUGUGAACAGAGGGCCAGAAAAAAUCAGACCAGAAUGUUUUGAGCUACUUCGGGUACUUGGUAAAGGGGGCUAUGGAAAGGUUUUUCAAGUACGAAAAGUAACAGGAGCAAAUACUGGGAAGAUAUUUGCCAUGAAGGUGCUUAAAAAGGCAAUGAUAGUAAGAAAUGCUAAAGAUACAGCUCACACAAAAGCAGAGCGGAAUAUUCUGGAGGAAGUAAAGCAUCCUUUCAUUGUGGAUUUAAUUUAUGCCUUUCAGACCGGUGGAAAACUCUACCUCAUCCUUGAGUAUCUCAGUGGAGGAGAACUAUUUAUGCAGUUAGAAAGAGAGGGAAUAUUCAUGGAAGACACAGCUUGCUUUUACUUGGCUGAAAUCUCCAUGGCUUUGGGGCAUUUACAUCAAAAAGGGAUCAUCUACAGAGACCUGAAGCCGGAGAACAUCAUGCUUAAUCACCAAGGUCAUGUGAAACUAACAGACUUUGGACUAUGCAAAGAAUCUAUUCAUGAUGGAACAGUCACACACACAUUUUGUGGAACAAUAGAAUACAUGGCCCCUGAAAUCUUGAUGAGAAGCGGCCACAACCGUGCUGUGGAUUGGUGGAGUUUGGGAGCAUUAAUGUAUGACAUGCUGACUGGAGCACCUCCAUUCACUGGGGAGAAUAGAAAGAAAACAAUUGACAAAAUCCUCAAAUGUAAACUUAAUUUGCCUCCCUACCUCACACAAGAAGCUCGAGAUCUGCUUAAAAAGCUGCUGAAAAGAAACGCCGCUUCUCGUCUUGGAGCUGGCCCUGGGGAUGCUGGAGAAGUCCAAGCUCAUCCAUUUUUCAGACAUAUUAACUGGGAAGAACUUCUGGCUCGGAAGGUGGAGCCUCCCUUUAAGCCUUUGUUGCAAUCUGAAGAGGAUGUGAGUCAGUUUGAUUCAAAGUUUACACGUCAGACACCUGUUGACAGCCCUGAUGACUCAACUCUCAGUGAAAGUGCCAACCAGGUCUUUCUGGGUUUUACAUAUGUGGCUCCAUCUGUACUUGAAAGUGUGAAAGAAAAGUUUUCUUUUGAACCAAAAAUCCGAUCGCCUCGAAGAUUUAUUGGUAGCCCACGAACGCCUGUCAGCCCAGUCAAAUUCUCUCCUGGGGAUUUCUGGGGACGAGGUGCUUCAGCCAGCACGGCAAAUCCUCAGACUCCUGUGGAAUACCCAAUGGAAACAAGUGGAAUAGAGCAGAUGGAUGUGACAGUGAGCGGGGAAGCAUCAGCGCCACUUCCAAUCCGACAGCCCAACUCCGGGCCAUACAAAAAACAAGCUUUUCCUAUGAUCUCCAAACGGCCAGAGCACCUGCGGAUGAAUCUAUGAUGAAACAGUGCUUUUAUUAAUGCAAAUUCAAAAAGGAAACAAAUCGGGGAAGGGGAUGUGUGAGCAUCCUGCAAGAAUCAAAAUGGCAGUCUCAAAGAGUCGUUACCUGGAAUGCUUUCAAUGGAGGAAAAAAUAAACAAGGAUUUUAAAAAAUCAAUCAAUGGUGCAAAAAAAAUAAUAAACCCACAAAAAACUCAAGCAAAAUAGUAUUGUGGAAUCCACAGACACAUCCACUGACUGGUUCCUAUCCUAGCAACAUCUCAGCGUUAGUAAGGGUUCUCAUGCUGAUGGCUGCAAACUGACAGUAUUAAGGGUAGGGUGUUGCUUCUGAAUCACCGUUGAAGUCUGAUGAUGUCAAAUAAGGGUUAUCCUAAUAGGCAAAAUACAAGAUUGCCUGUAAUACUUGCAACUAAGGACAAAUUAGCAUGCAAGCUUUGUCAAACUUUUUCCAGCAACAUGGAAUCAAAGACAAACUUAUCGAUUGAUGUUUUACGUGCAAACAACCUGAAUCUUUUUUUUAUAUAAAUAUAUAUUUUUCAAAUAGAUUUUUGAUUCAGCUCAUUAUGAAAAACAUCCCAAACUUUAAAAUGCGAAGUUAUUAGUUGGUGUGAAGAAAGCCAGCUUCUGUUCUUCUCUUGAUGAAAUAAAGUGCAAGUGAGUCAUUGUUAACCACAGCUGUGGCUUGUGUGAGGGCUUGGGGUGGACCUGGGGUGGUUUUUAUUUUUUUGUUUUAGUAACCUAGCUGCAAUACUUGUCUGUAAUACUAGGGGGAAAAAGUCUGUUUAAUCAUUUUUACUUGCAGUACUGCUGUGUGUUAGGCAUAAUUGCAAGCCUUAGGACAGGCAGAAGGUUGUAUGAUCUACAUUUUUCAUCCUUGUCCUGGGCCUGCACUACACUGGAAAACAGUAUCACCGCCUGUUCUUACACCAGUAUUUGAGUCAAGCCCGUGGCCGACGAGAACAGAAGAGAGUCAGGCUAAAGUGCAUAAUGAAGGCAGUAAGCAGGAGAGAGAGACCUGCAGGGAAGAGGGUGUUGCCAUGGCCAUCCUCUUUCUAUCUCUUACAGCAUAUUGGUAUGGUUUUAGUUUUACUUUGUACUGUUUUGCUGUUUACCUUCCUUAACAAUAUUAUUCUUUCUUGAAAGUCUAAAAAAGAAAAAAUGGUGUUUUUUCCCUCCUGUACUGGGGCUACAUUUUUUAAUUAUAAAAAUAUUUGAUGGCCUUUUGAUGAAUGUCUUCCAUAGCGAAUAAGAAAACCUAGUGGCUUAAUUUAGGAAACAUGUUAACAAGACACUGUUUUUGAAAUUGUAACAAAGUCAACAUAAGUGAUUUACAGGUACAAAGAAUAAAAAUAAAGGUAACUUUACCUUUCUUAAAUACUUCCUGCCUUAAGGAGCAUUUCCAUGACUAGCUGGUGAAAGGGUUUAAUAUCUGCAGAGCUUUAUAUAAAAUAUACUUCAGUGCAUACUGGUCUAGGUAGAUGGUCACACAGUGAGUCCUGUCAUGCCACUUUGUUGGUCUUUCAUGACUUCAGUCCAAACAACUCACUUGGUAAUAGUUGCAGCCCUCGGGUUUCUUUAUGCAGAUGCUCUUGCUGUGUUCCUCAUAGGAUCCAAGCCAUAAAAUUCUUUAUGCAUGUCCGAAUUAGUCAGGAUUGACCCAGACCUUGCUUAUUCAAAUUGUAAUUGAAAUAACGAUGGGAAGAAAUUUUAACAGUGAGCAAAAAUAGAACCUUGAGAGGCUGGAGAGAUGACUCAGCAGUUAAGAACUCUGGCUACUUUUCCAGAGGUUCUGAGUUCAAUUCCCAGCACCCACGUGGUAGCUUACAUCUAUAAACUGUAAUCUCAUUGGAUCAGAUGCUGUCUUGUAUGCAUACGUGCAGACAAAACAUCUACAUUCAUAAAUAUCUUAAAAAAGAAAAAAAAAAGCCGUGACAGAUGAUUGGAAAUACUGCCCUUCAGUUGUGGCAGUAACUGUCCAUCUUUGGACACAGAAGGUUUUUUUUAAUCAUUUAAAUAAUCACUCCUGAUUCUCUGACUGUAGCAGCAUUUUGAGAACUUCAUAAUUGUAGCAGUAAAUUAGGAGCUGCAAUAAUGAUUAAGAAUGUUCUUCAUUCUUGAGAAUUUGUGGUAUCUUAAAAAAUAGAACCCCCAAAAAACCUAUGGCAAUGCAUUUAGGAAUCAUUUCAGAUUGCAAAUGGCUUGUGCUACUCUGAUAUCUGUUUCUAAAUGUGUUUACUAACUAUAGCGUUGACUGCCUGGCCAAAUUCCAAUAAAACUUUUACACUAAAUGAUUCCUCCUUAGCCCUAGUUGCUAGUAAUAUGUGCACUGUGACCACCCCAUAAACUGUUAAACUGUUCAUAUCAUUACUGCCAGCAAUAGUGGCAAAUAUUGCAAUGUUUUUGUGUAGAACACAUUAAUUGUAUACCUUCUGUCGACUUCCAUCUACACAAAUAUAUAUAGCUUUUCUAUGACAGCAUUAAGUGAAAUUGAUCAUGCUGUGGCAAGUUCAUUGAGAAACUUUCAUAAAUGGAUAUCCCUACUAUGACUGUGAAAACAUGUCAGGUGUCACAUGAGUGUCACAGACAGAAAGCACAUGCCUAUGCAAUAUGGCCUACUCUGUAUUUAUUUGUAUAAACUGAAGCAUAAUUUAAAGUGUAUAUCAAUACUAGUUUGAGUUUCUAAGAGAGGUGUUCAUGCUUGUACCAGGUAAGUGUAUAAAAAAAAGAUUAAGUGCUUUUUCUUUCAUUACUUGAUUAUUUUCUUUAAAAUCAGCUAUUACAGGAUAUUUUUUUAUUUUCUACAUGCUGUUUUUUUUAAUUAAUAUGUACUCACUGAACUGAAAUUUACUAAAUUUGUUUUAUAAGGUUUGUAGUGUUACAGAAAAACUAAAUUGGGAUUUAUAAACCAGCUGUGAUUAACAAUGUAUUAAUUAUUGAACUUGAACCAGACCACUAGGAAAAUUAUGUUAUUUCUUCCACUUGUAUGCUCUUAAAGAACUUUUUCCCCAUACCGUUUUUGAGAGUUUGAGAUUUGAGGAGAGGAUGCAUGUGUGAGACUCCAUGAAUUCAAUAUUCUGUACUAUAGGUGAUAACUAGAAACAAAAUGUAUCUUAGCAUUAAUAUCUUGAGCCUUGAACAUCAUAUUUAAUACAGGACCAUUUUAGAAAUAUCCAGUUAAUUGUAUAUUUCCUAGCUUACAAGGGCUAGAUCUAAGAUUAUUCUCAUGAGAAAUGUUGAAUUUAUGAGGAAUGGAUUUUGAGGCUUUGAAAAUGAAAAUGGUUAGUAUUUCAAAAGAUGUCAGUAUCCAAACUUCUAUGGUUUUGUCCCAGGAGCAGACAUUAGCUAGCUGGACAAACAGUCAUAACAAUAUUUGUCACACAGGGCCUAUGGUUUGUUGCUAAACAAUAUAGUCCUUUUCUCAUGUGAUUCAACACUAUAGCACAAGUAUUAUUUCCCUGGAUUCUCUGAAGGAGCAUCUAAAAGACGGGUUUCUGACAGUGUUUACUCUUUAAACUAUGUUUUCUUCUACCCCAAGUUGGCUUUGCAUCUAUUAAAUAAGUUCUUCAGCUGCCUUAUUAGGAGUUCUAUGAGGGCAACACCUUUUCUGCUUUUCAUCUUGUAUUUAGUUUACUGUGUUAAGAUAUUUGAUUUCAGAUUGAAUGAAUGUAAAUAGAAAUUAAAUGCAAAUUUGAAUGAACAUAAAA
Mastomys coucha (southern multimammate mouse) is the source of this 5498-nucleotide messenger RNA. RefSeq names its product ribosomal protein S6 kinase B1 (gene Rps6kb1). Gene Ontology annotation, biological process: cellular response to insulin stimulus; signal transduction; protein phosphorylation. The record is from RefSeq and is a predicted model, not a curated record. Lineage: Eukaryota; Metazoa; Chordata; Mammalia; Rodentia; Muridae. Bases 376 to 1794 code for a protein of 472 amino acids. The transcript has 16 exons. Gene Ontology annotation, molecular function: ATP binding; protein serine/threonine kinase activity.